This is a messenger RNA of Ictalurus punctatus (channel catfish), 2954 nucleotides long. RefSeq names its product membrane-associated ring finger (C3HC4) 7 (gene marchf7). Gene Ontology annotation, molecular function: zinc ion binding. NCBI's taxonomy places the organism in Eukaryota, Metazoa, Chordata, Actinopteri, Siluriformes, Ictaluridae. The record is from RefSeq and is a predicted model, not a curated record. Bases 146 to 2284 code for a protein of 712 amino acids. The transcript is spliced from 11 exons.
GCAUCCACAAGAUGGCGCCGUUGUCUUGUUUUCUAAAGGAGGGCUAACCCGUUCACGUGACAUCCCGUAUAUAAACACACGGAACGCCAUUAAUGCUAAGAAAAAAAUACAUAUAAAAGACGGGAAAUCAGAGUGCUCCUCAACCAUGGAUUCGAAGCCUCGCCGGCUGCCUUUCACGGUCUCAAGCUCCUCUUCUCUCUCUCCAUCGUCCUUCUCGUCCUCGGCUCUGAGUGCCGGCCGGCUCUAUGGCAGAGGGAGCGUGUUGGGGAGCGAGCGCUUCAGCAGGGGCGCCGUGGGAAAGCUAGACUCUGACUACCAGAGCCCUCGUAUCCCAGGAUCCAGCAGGGAUUAUAGCUUGUCUGAGAGCUGCCACUCCAGAUGGAAGACGUCCAUGCCCCUCUCUUCCUCUUCCUCCACCCCGUCCUCCUCUUCAUCUACGCCGUGGACUGAGUCCUCUUAUGGAGGAAGAAGCAAACCUGUAAAUGUUGAGUCCGAGAGAGGAUUAGGUUCGUACUCCACUCUCCUCGGCUCAACUCAAGACGAUGAAUCCAAAAGAGCCAAGCUGUCUUACGCAAGUAGAUCGGCGUAUACCAGAACCCCGUCUACAUCUACACCCAGCAACACCUACUCAAACAUGGGUGGCAUUUCAGAUUCGUCAUGGUCUAAAUCCAGCUUUAGCCCUCUGUCCCGAUCCUCUUCAUCCUCUUGGUCAUCAGACGACGAUCUAUGGGCUCGCAGAGAUGUGGAGAAGAGGACUGACUCUGGCCUGUCUGGUCUGGGAGAGGCCAGCUACAGGCCCACGCCGUUGACCUCCUCACUGUAUCGCCCAGAGCGUGUGACCUCCACCUGUGCUCAGGGAGCUCGACCCAAAGAGAGCCUGUACUCUUCAUCUCGCAGGGAGAACAGCACCUCAUCCAGCCGCCGUCUUUCCUCUGACUUUGUCCCGUCCUCGCAAAGGCAGGUCUCUGACUACCAGCCCAGUCCCCGUCUCUCCCGAGAUUCAACGCGAAACUCCACCUAUGAGCCAUUGUCCCUCUCCUCCUGGAGCUUGCCCUAUUUCACGCCCCUAUCCACACGCAGCUCUAGCUCAACUUAUCCUGAUCCUGUGCCAAACCCCACCUCCGAGGGUGGCGACUCUGAUGGCAGAAGCACGACCCGUCGGCUUUUGUCCCGCCUCUUUUCUAGGCGCUCCAGCCAGGAAUCGAGCUCCGCCUCUGGUUCCAAUUCAGCCUCGAGAUCUUUUGACUCUGGGCCUGAGGAGGCACCCCCAUGCGAGCCCCCACUUGCAGCCAGAGAACGGGAAAACUCUGAGACGGAGCUGAGGAGCUCCUGGCUCAACUGGAACCGCUGCAACCCGCUGUUCUCCCGCCGAAGGAGAGAGGGACGAGACGAGAGCGCCCGCAUGGACGCACACUCGUCCACGCACAUCCCUCUUGGCAGCCCUGAUGAUGGGAGUAAAUCUUCCACUCAGGAACAGGAAGCAGAGGAGGAAGAGGAGGAUGAGGAAGAGGAUGAAGUGUCUGUGGGAGCAACAGCCGCUCCUCCAACCAGAGCCUCGGGACUCUCCUCCCUCUUGCAGGAAGCUACACGUGUCCCCGGGCGGAGCCCUGGCGUCACCCGGGUGAUGACUGGUCCUCUGUUCCGCAUGCCCCAGAACGUGAUUAUAGGAAUGGAUGCAGCGGUGGCUGGACAGAAUCAGGCUGAGGCGCAAGGGAAAGAGAAACCUGCCCCUUCUAGAGAUCCAGAGAGGCUUCGGAAGAUUCAGGAGAGCCUGCUGCUAGAGGACUCGGAUGAAGACGAAGGGGAUCUCUGCAGGAUCUGUCAGAUGGGAGAGACCUCCAGCUUGAACCCGCUCAUCGAGCCGUGCAGGUGUACAGGCAGCCUGCAGUACGUUCACCAAGACUGCAUCAAGAAGUGGCUCCGCUCCAAAAUCAGCUCCGGCUCAACCCUGGAAGCAAUCACUACCUGUGAGCUGUGCAAAGAGAAGCUGCACCUGAACAUUGAGAACUUUGACAUUAAUGAACUCUACAGGUCUCAUGAGAGGUCGGAGUACGAGUUCAUCAGCUGUGGCCUGUACCUAGUGGUUCUGCUGCAUCUGUGUGAGCAGAGGUUCUCCGACGUGCUGGGUGCAGUCAAUGAAGCCGGGUUUUUCAACUUGGCGAGAACUCUUCACGAACACAUGGACAAUCUUGAAAACUCCUAUGCUGAAUCUGACGAAGAUGAUGGGCAGAACAGGCCGUCCAUCGACUUCGGUGACCUAGAGGAUGAAGAGGAGGAGUUUUAAUCGUAACCAGGAUCCGUCUCCUGUCCAGUGGCCGUGCAGCCAUUUGACUGGGCCCAGCAACGGCACCAUUUAAAAAUAAAUAAAUAAAAUAAAUAAAAAAUACUGUCCGCAGCCCUAAAGGAGGGCUUUCACAAUAUGCAGGGGUGUGUUCACGCGUGUGUCUCACCUCCCCUUAGGAUUUUUGAUUGAGGAUUUACUUUUUUUUUUUUUUUUUUCUUUCUUCUUUUUCUUUCUUCUUUUCUUUGUUUUUAGGUUUUGCAUCUGAAAUUUGCAGAGCACAUUAUAAAGCUUUAUUGAGUGACUAAGUGAAGGACUUUAAGGCUUGUUUGCGUGCGAGCACACCAAACUGGGCUGCAGGUGGAGUGGCGGGCGAAGGUGGCUGAUGGUUAGCAAGGCAAAUCUAACCCUGUGUAGGUGUGUUUUAAGGUGAUCAAUUUGAAUUUAACGUCAAAGCUGGUUGGAAAAAUAAAUGACCCGUUUUAAUUUCUGUGUUCAUUUUUUUCAUGUGAUAUGGAUUUGCUUUGAAGUGAGUUUCGAUCGAAGAGUAUGAGCGCAUGGUUGGCUGUUCCGUUGUCUGUCUAAUCGUUGCUUUUUAAACAAUGUAAUAUUUGUCCUGCUUACACACUUUUCUCGAUUAUUACAAUAAAUGUUUUUGAUGUACGGAAAUGCA